This is a messenger RNA of Fusarium mangiferae, 1365 nucleotides long. RefSeq lists its product as uncharacterized. Lineage: Eukaryota; Fungi; Ascomycota; Sordariomycetes; Hypocreales; Nectriaceae. Gene Ontology annotation, molecular function: aspartic-type endopeptidase activity. The record is from RefSeq and is a predicted model, not a curated record. Gene Ontology annotation, biological process: proteolysis. Gene Ontology annotation, cellular component: fungal-type vacuole. The transcript is spliced from 3 exons. Bases 1 to 1365 code for a protein of 454 amino acids.
AUGAGAUCGCUUCACUUCAUCUUCGUUCUCCUCGCCAGCACCAUAUGUCUUUCUUUUGCUGCCGUGGCAGGCAAUCAAGUUGCUCAGGCACACUGGGAUAUUUCAACUUCACUCAACGGCUUCUCCUUCGAAAGAGCCAGAGCCAUCUCCGCCAAAUCUAUUGAUCGCACCGGUGUUCGCAUGUCGCGACUCAAGAGCCUCAAGAACAAGACUAACUCAUAUCCGAGAUCUGCUCUCUCCCAUCUGACACGAACCCAUCUCGCAGCAGCCGGAAAGAGUACCGUCCCUCACCAAAACAUUUCUGCUGUCGGGAGCUUCUCCACUGCGUAUGCUAUCCAGUGCGCCUGGGACGACACUCCGGUUUGGCUCAUCUUCGACACCGGAAGCUCUGAUACAUGGGCUGCCAAGACUGGAUUCACCUGUGAGGAUGCAUCGGGCAACGUGAGGAAAACCCAAUCUCCAUGCAGUUUCGGUGAACCUCAUAUCGAGAACUUCAUUCAUGGUAUCUCUGAAGUCUACUUUCAUCGCCGUUAUGGUUCUGGAGAGGAUGUAUCAGGCCCCAUGGGAGUCUCUGAUAUCGCUUGUGGUGGGAUUUUGGUCCCCAAACAGCAAGUCGGCUUGGCCAGCAGAGCUUAUUGGCGUGGCGACAACACCACUGUUGGUAUUCUAGGCCUUGCCUAUCCAUCUCUAACAAGCGCCUACCUCGGUGACCCCAGCGACACAUCCGAUGAAUCUGAAUGGAACAAUUACCCUUACUCGCCUUGGUUUACCACAGCAAUCUCAAAGGGCGUUGUCGAUCCUAUCUUCAGCGUUUCUAUCGAAAGAAACACCAGUGAUGGCAUCCUGGCUUGGGGCGGCCUUCCUCCUAUGCCAUGGGGACCCAAGUCGUUUGCAGCAACAGAUCUCAUCAUUGCCAAACUCGUUGAGCGUGAGAAGACUGCCUGGGAACCGUCUUUCUACACCAUCAUUCCGGAUGGCUUACAAUGGGGAAGCACAACAGACACCGCAAGAUACCCCUACAUCGUCGACACGGGGACCACAAUGAUGCAUAUCCCUCCUCUAUUGGCUGAAGCCAUUGCCAAAGCUUUCCAGCCCCCAGCCACGUGGAUGUUUGAGUGGAGUGCCUACUUUGCCGAUUGCGAUGCCAUCCCUCCCCAUUUUGCGGUCAUCAUCAAAGGGGUUCGGUUCUGGAUCAACCCAGCUGAUUUGAUCUAUCAGAAUUUCACCGAGCCGGUGACUGGGAAAUGUGCAAUCGCAAUUUCGACAGGAGGAUCUGGGCCAUAUAUUCUGGGGGAUCUGUUCUUGCAGAACGUUGUGGCUGUCUUUGAUGUGGGUGGCGCAGAGAUGCGUUUCUACUCCAAAUAA